CGAUGAUCGGUCAUCCCGCAGAAGCAAUCGUGUUUUGAUGAGCAGACCGGUUACUCUCGUGUUCCCUCAAGAAUACAAAUUUGCAGGAAUUCGAAAACAGCGGCUACUGUAUGCAGAUGUCAAGGCUGAAUCGCACGCCUAAUUGACAGUGAGCACCCCUGAUACCAAGGUAGUGACAACAUAGUCGUAAUGAUAAAUAUUCUAUGCGCUACUUCAACCAACUCAGAUCCCGGACGUCGCUUCCGAAGCUUCGGAACCAAUUCAUGCGGUCAGGACAUCCUACGUAGCAACGGCUCCCAGCAACCCAUCAUGUCUGAUUCUAAGCGAAGCCACGGACAACACACUGCAGCAGUCAGACACCGAGGAGCACGAAUCAUUCUUGGCCUGAGGAGAUCAAUAUUGUUGAGAUUCAACCGCGGGGUCAGAUCGCGGGUAAUAUACUCUAAUGCGGUCAUGUCUGACGUGAAGAGUUGACUUCGCUCAAGCUGCGAUAUCAGUUUCCUACUAUCGAGAUCUCGCAGCUGCGCCCAACAAACGAUCACCAUCCUCGAGAAUAUAUCAACAAAAUCUGCUUCCGAGUAUACCAGUUCACAGACUUUUGGAAUUACGAUAACAGGCAGAAGCAUGAGAAGUCUGGCGCGG
Fomitiporia mediterranea MF3/22 is the source of this 642-nucleotide messenger RNA. RefSeq lists its product as uncharacterized. The record is from RefSeq and is a predicted model, not a curated record. Lineage: Eukaryota; Fungi; Basidiomycota; Agaricomycetes; Hymenochaetales; Hymenochaetaceae. The transcript is spliced from 3 exons. Bases 190 to 474 code for a protein of 94 amino acids.